GUGUCACUACUAGAGUAUAUGCGACUUCCGGUUUUCUGUGCGCCAGACGCAAGUUUAAGUUGAACGGAGGCUGUCUGCCUGAUUAAUAUUUCUGGUUGUCCCGUAUUUGUUGUCGACCAAGCAGACAGGAUGAAUUCUGGAAAGCGAACACUGCAAGCCAGCAUGUCAUCACUGAUCGACCUCAAGGCAGAGCUUCUCAGGAAACAAGAAGCCUUGAAGCAGCAAAGGUUAAAAGGCCCCAAAGAGAAAGGAGUCAAUUUAGAACACAAGUCCUCAAAAUCCAUAUGGGAUCGGCCCAAAGCUCCUGCGAAAGAACGAGCCAAAAAAGACGACAUUCAAGAUAUUUCCCAAGAAAAUGAGGACCUACAAAGAUCUAGGGCAGCACUGGAACACAAGGCAAAACUUUAUGAGCAGUUGACCUCUGGAAGAGUAAUGCCAGAUGAUGAGCAGAAUGAGCUGUACAUGGUGAACUUUCAACAGAAGGCCGUGGACUUCAUAAAGGAUAAAAAAGUGCAGAUGGAAUGCAGUGUGUCCGAGGAAGAGGCAAAGGCAGAGAAAGAGAGCAACAUGCCAUCAGCUAAUUAUGAGGAGCUGGAUAAGAAGCUGUCUGGUACUGAGGAAGACUGGAUUGACUACACAGAUUCUUUGGGGAGAUCAAGGCGUUGCUUGAGAAAGGACCUUCCUGAGCUAAUUGCAAGUGAUGAGCACCUCACCGGAAAAGCUGGUACUGUCGAAGGUGAUGUACCCGAAAGAACUGCACAGUUCCUGGCUUUUGAGGCAACCCGAGAGCAUCUCCGCGAAGAGUGGGAAGCCAAGGAAGCAGAGAAUGCAUUCAAGGGAGAUAUCCACUAUGGAGAUGUGCGAUUCCAAGAGGCCAGAGAGCAUGGUGUAGGUUUCUACGACCUUUCUGGCGAUGCAGCAGAACGUAAGAAACAACUGGAGCUGCUCAAUAAGUUGAGAGACCAGACUGUCAAGCAGAAGGAAGCAUCUGCAAGAAUGAAAGAAAAACGCAAAGCUGUCCUGGAAUCACGUCUGGCAAGAAUUCGGCAGAAGAAGAACAUUAAAAUUGAGGAAACUGAAGACACAAAAGGAUCUGCGAGUGAAGGUGAAGAAAAAGAGGACAAUAAUGCAGCGUCUAAAGAAGAAGAGAAAACUGAGGCAUGGAAGGUGCCAGAGGUACGACCGUGGGACGAGGGGAAAAAUCUGGCAGAGACAGUCAACCGGCCCCAGUAUAAAAGAAAGAUUUCCCAGAGAGACUGGGUUGAACAGCACCGAGAGGAAAGAAUAGAUGAGUUUGCCCCACCAUCAUCCUACUCAGCAAACACCUCAUCGCAGAAGUAUAGAAACUUUGCUCGUGGUGCAACAGAAUAUAGCAACACGUCUAACAACACUGGUCCCAGCAGACCUUCAAUGGAAGACUUGAUAGCCGAGAAACUGGCAGAAUUCAGAAAAUACAGUGACACUCAUCAACUUCCAUGAAGAGGAUGGUGUUCGUAGAAGUUUAUGAUACAUCAGUCGAACUGUGCAACUAAAGCUCGUCAUUUAUUGGC
Messenger RNA from Ornithodoros turicata, 1550 nucleotides. Its product is annotated as coiled-coil domain-containing protein 174-like. The coding region runs from base 130 to 1479 and encodes 449 amino acids. Lineage: Eukaryota; Metazoa; Arthropoda; Arachnida; Ixodida; Argasidae. Gene Ontology annotation, cellular component: nucleus. The transcript has 11 exons. The record is from RefSeq and is a predicted model, not a curated record.